AUGCUUGACGUUGACCCUACCACCAUGGCCCAACCCACAGCAGCACCAACGUUUGAGCCAUUACCUGCUAAUGCAGGUAGAACGAUACUCAAGUCAGAAACGCGGCGGAUACCUAUACCACCGCACCGGAUGACGCCUCUAAAAAGGGACUGGGUAUUAAUAUUCGGGCCUCUUACAGAGAUACUGGGACUGCAAGUACGGAUGAACGUCCAACGUAGAUGUGUCGAGGCACGGACGUCAAAACAUACCAAGGAUAUCGGCGCGAUACAGAAGGGUGCUGACUUCAUCAAAGCCUACGCCCUAGGAUUUGAUGUUAAUGAUGCCAUCGCUCUUCUUCGCCUGGAUGACCUCUACCUUGACUCGUUUGAGAUUAAAGACGUGAAAACCCUGCAUGGAGACCAUCUGUCACGAGCCAUUGGCCGAAUCGCGGGUCAAGAUGGCAAAACAAAAUUCACAAUCGAAAAUGCUAGUAGAACACGCAUAGUUCUAGCGGAUACAAAAAUCCACAUCAUGGGGUCCUUUCAAAAUAUCAAAGUUGCCCGAGACGCUAUCGUUUCGCUUAUUCUGGGAUCACCACCCGGAAAGGUGUAUGCUGGCUUGAGGACGGUUAGUAGUCGCAUGCGGCAGCGAGCACUAUGA
Guyanagaster necrorhizus is the source of this 639-nucleotide messenger RNA. Its product is annotated as eukaryotic type KH-domain (KH-domain type I). Gene Ontology annotation, cellular component: nucleus. The transcript is spliced from 5 exons. Gene Ontology annotation, molecular function: RNA binding. Lineage: Eukaryota; Fungi; Basidiomycota; Agaricomycetes; Agaricales; Physalacriaceae. The record is from RefSeq and is a predicted model, not a curated record. Bases 1 to 639 code for a protein of 212 amino acids.